AUCUGUAGUCCAAGACCAAUGCCGUCAACAAGUUCAAGAUCAAGGUCAAGAUCACCUGUGGGACACAGAGAUUAUGACGAAAUUUCAAUUGACGCGGAUGAUCAAUUUGAGAGAGAAGAGGAGGACAUUAAGGUCUUAGAUGGAUUAGAAAGAAUGCAGAAAGACAUCAUUCAACUGGAUAUAGGGGGUUACAAGUUCAAAACAACUAGUAGGACUGUGAACCAAAUACCAUCAAAACUUUCCAAAUUAAUCAGCUUGAAGUCAUCAGGAAACGUGCCGUCAUACUUUGUUGACCGAGAUCCUAAGCAUUUUGGAAUAAUUUUAAAUUAUCUUAGAAACAAUGGAGAAAUAGACGUCAGAACUCUACCCGAUGAGAAAAGUGCCCUAGCAGCUAUCAUGGUGGAAUGUAAAUUCUAUGGACUUGUGGAAUUGGAAAGUAAGGUGAAAAAGAGACUUGAAAUGUGUAGAUGCCAACACAUGAUGGAGUAAACCAUUAAAGAGACACUAUAAUCUGAAAUAUUUUUAAUUGUACAGUGAUUCACUACUGUAGGUAUUGCUAGUUUAGGGACUAAACUUUUUUAAAAAAAGGGGGUUAUGUUAUAAAAUUUAGAAUAAUCAUUAUAAUAAUUUCAUGAUUCAAUUAACUCUAGUAUUUUAUGAAGUAUUAAUUCGACAUUCAAUUAAAUGAAUCAAGCAGUAGUGAAUUGCUAUGUAAAUGAUUGUUAAAUGUUUGAUUGUAAAUUUGUUUUGCUUCCCAACUUCUUAAGGCACAGCAGGGUUCUGUCUGGGAGGGGGAGCUUGCGAGCCAGCAUCUCUAUUAAUCUCCAAUUUGUAACUGUCAUUUUGGGAUGACCUGGUAUAAAAAGGGGGUCAAUUUCUAUAAUUAACUGUAGACUUGUUGGUUUUGAAGAUGUCAGAGGAGCAAUUGAGACGAGCGCGUGGAGAUCUGGUAAUUAAUUAAUUGCUUUGGUUUUCUUUGGGAUUUAACAAUUGACACCAAAUAUUUCACCGAGUUCUCUGGUAAAUUAAUUGAAGAUCAGUAGUUUUCGGUGAAAUUAUAUUGUGUUAGCUAAAAUAUUUAAACAGCUACACAUCCCAAAUUUUAUUCUUUCUACUUAGGAAAUUAUUUUCAAGUUUCACCUAAAUUAUUUGAGUGGUGUAACUACUUGGUGAAUUUGAAUCUCGGUGAACCAACACCGAACUCCACCGAAAUAUUUACCAAGGUGCGAGUUCUGGUGUUCGGUUAAAAAUCAAUUCUUGAGUAUAAUAAAAUCAUUUAUUAACCUUAAAUUCAUCAUUAUUCAUGGGAUAUUGGUAAGUCAUUGGGUUAUUAAAGAAGUUGGGAUUAAAAUGUGUUCACUUUA
Molecule: messenger RNA, 1364 nt
Organism: Saccostrea echinata
Lineage: Eukaryota; Metazoa; Mollusca; Bivalvia; Ostreida; Ostreidae
Product: BTB/POZ domain-containing protein KCTD2-like
Exons: 1
Coding region: 19-489 (156 amino acids)
Biological process (GO): protein homooligomerization
Source: RefSeq, a predicted model, not a curated record